AUGGCAGCAAGAACUGGUAAAACUCGUUGUAUUACAUGCGAUCAAGAGAAAACGGCUGUUACAUGUGAAGGUUGUUUACAAUUAUUUUGUUAUGAUCAUUUAACAGAACAUCGGCAAGAAUUAAAUAAACAAUUACAUCAUAUUGCACAAAAUUGUGAUCAUUUUCGUCAAAUACUUAAUGAUCAAACAACAAAUUCUCAAAAAGAUUCAUUUAUAAAACAAAUCGAUCAAUGGGAGAAAGAGUCAAUUCGAUAUAUUCAUCAAACAGCAAAUGAAUGUCGACAAACAUUAAUUCAACAUACAAUUAAAAAUAUCCAUCAAAUUGAAAUUAAUUUAGCUAAAUUAACUGAUGAAAUAAGAGAAAUUCGUCAAGAAGAUGAUUUUAAUGAAAUUAAUUUAAAUCAAUUUAAUGAAAAACUACAUCAGUUACAAGAACAACUUGAACAACCAACUGAUAUAUCAAUUCAACAAGAAGAAACAUCAUUUAUCGAUAGAAUUCGUGUUCUUGUAUCAUCGGGAAAAUUUACAUCUGCGAAGCAUAUUCAUAGUAAUUCGAAAUGGCAACAAGAUGGUUUAACACUUGCUGGAGGAAAUGGUGAAGGUAAUCAAUUAAAUCAACUUUAUUAUCCUGAUGGAAUUUGUGUUGAUGAUGAAGAACGAAGAAUAUUUGUAGCAGAUUCAUCAAAUCAUCGUAUUGUUGAAUGGAAAUUUGGUGCUAGUAAUGGUAAAGUUGUUGCUGGUGGAAAUGGCUGGGGUAAUGGUUUAGAUCAAUUGAAUUGUCCAACAGAUGUAAUUCUUGAUAAAAAUAAUGAUUCACUUAUUAUUUGUGAUUAUGGAAAUCGACGCGUGAUACGAUGGUCAUGUUUAAAUUGGAGAAAUCAACAAACAAUUAUUUCCGAUAUUGAUUGUUCACAAUUAACAAUCGAUAAUAAUGGAGAUCUUUAUGUAUCAGAUUAUGAAAAACAUGAAGUUCGACGAUGGAAACAAGGAGAUAAAAAUGGAACAAUUGUUGCAGGUGGAAAUGGAAAAGGAGAUUAUCUUAAUCAAUUGAAUUAUCCAACAUUUAUUUUUAUUGAUCAAGAAUAUUCUGUUUAUGUAUCCGAUUCAGGUAACGAUCGUGUAAUGAAAUGGGAAAAAGAUGCUAAAGAAGGUAUUAUUGUUGCUGGUGGACAAGGUCAAGGAAAUACACUUACACGAUUAUCAAAUCCUCAAGGAGUUUCUGUUGAUCUUAUGGGCAAUGUUUAUGUUGCUGACUCAUGGAAUCAUAGAAUUAUGCGUUGGCAAAAAGGAUGUCGUGAAGGUAGUAUUAUUGUUGGUGGUAACGGAUAUGGCCAACAAUUAAAUCAAUUUGCUUAUCCUCAUGGUUUAACAUUUGAUCAACAAGGUAAUCUUUAUGUUAUUGAUUGUGAUAAUCAUCGAUUACAAAAAUUUGAUGUUAAUAUUUAA
Adineta steineri is the source of this 1446-nucleotide messenger RNA. Lineage: Eukaryota; Metazoa; Rotifera; Eurotatoria; Adinetida; Adinetidae. The record is from the annotation of a GenBank genome assembly.